Raphanus sativus (radish) is the source of this 947-nucleotide messenger RNA. RefSeq names its product RPM1-interacting protein 4-like. NCBI's taxonomy places the organism in Eukaryota, Viridiplantae, Streptophyta, Magnoliopsida, Brassicales, Brassicaceae. The record is from RefSeq and is a predicted model, not a curated record. The transcript has 4 exons. The coding region runs from base 123 to 779 and encodes 218 amino acids.
CAACACCUUCGUGUAUACACGUCUCCUAUAUUUAUGCAUCUCUCUCUCUCUCAAGAUAAUUUUUAUUUGGUUCGGAGCCAUAGAAGAAGUUCUUCAUUUCUGGCUGCUAGAGUUUUAAGAACAUGGCAGCAAAUCGUCCACACGUGCCCAAAUUCGGAGACUGGAAGCAGGAGGAUGUUGCAUUCACGGUGAUGUUCGAUAAAGCCAGUAGGACGAAGCAAAAUCCAAACAUGUCUAAUCCCAACGAGCAUCCAAAUAUGAAUCCAAAUCCUGCACAAACUCCAAAUCAUAGAUAUGACCAACCACCGAACCACAAUGUAAGACCGAGACACGAAAGAUUCAGUAGCAGAGAAGAAGCCGAGUUCAGACCGUCUCCUGCACACAAUGAAAGAAACAACAGAGUCAGAGCUCCUCCCCCAGCAGAAACGUACAACCAUCAAUCAUAUGGUGGUGGAGGUAGGUCACAUGGAAAUCCACAGGAAACAAAGAGACGGCCGCAACAUGAACCUCCAAGGGUGCAAUCUACGCCGAUACGUAAUCUUAGAGGUCGUAGCAAUGAAAGGGUCGCAAUUCCGCCGUUUCCAGGAUCGGGUUCGGAGAAUCAGAGUUACACACUCAUCUUUGACAAAGUGAAGGAAGACAAGAGGCAAAGUGGGAAUAUGAGGUCUUACAGUGGAUCUGCUCAUACCACCCCGAGUCGACCACUCAACGACCAACAUCACCAACCGCUACCUUCUAGUCCCAAGAAUUGCUGCUUCCCUCCAUGGGGCCGAAAGUGACGCAAGUGAAGAGUGAAGAUAAUUUGUUUCUUCUUUUCAUCAAAUUCAUUGUUUGUUGUUUGCUUCUGCAUAAUUUUCCAUUUGCUGUUACGUACUCUUUUGUGUUCAUAUCUUUUUAUUUCGAUUGAUAACACUACAAUUUCGUCUCUAUUGUAUUGUGUUAUAUGA